This is a messenger RNA of Rattus norvegicus (Norway rat), 3670 nucleotides long. The record is from RefSeq and is a predicted model, not a curated record. Lineage: Eukaryota; Metazoa; Chordata; Mammalia; Rodentia; Muridae.
GGCUUUCGGGGAUGGCAGGGGUCAUGGGUAGUGGCUUCCCAGAAUCCAGCUACUGCUGGGGCCUUGGGGUCCCUGAACAUGCAGCCAUAUUGCUUCAGUCUGCAGUGGGGGUAAGGUGUUGUUCAUUCAUUCACUUAAUCACUAUUCACUUUCUUAUUCGUUGACUCACUCAGAUCUUAGUUCAUUUACUUUGUCUCCCCUUGAUUCAUCAAUUCAUCCACCCAUUCAUUUGCUUACUCUCUCUCUCUCUCUCUCUCUCUCUCUCUCUCUCUCUCUCAUUCAUUCGUUCAGUUCCUUGCUAGCCCAUUCUGUGAUCCUGUGAUCGUUGGGAACCUCAUGGAAAGCUAAGGACGGGUGGUUGGCCUUAUGCUCAGUUGAGUCUUUCUGUCCCUCAAGGCCAUACUGCCUCCAUUGAUACUACAGUGUUUGGGUUGCUUUUAGUCCCUUCCUCCCUGGAUUCUCAGGGCUCUGAACAGCAGGCAGGGCAGAGUUUGGACCUGUUGUGUGGUUACCGUAGUUCCUCACUGCAGAUCCAUGGAGAUACAGGUGAGCAGUUCUGACAUUCUCUAAGACCUGCCACCUGUCGUCGGGACAGCUGGAGUCCACCACAGUGUGCUCUAUGGCCUCACAUUGUAGGUACAGAACCUGGGGAGGUUUAUACAGUCUGUAAGUCGCAGGUCUGCCUGGGCAGGGACCACUUGUCUGCUUCCCUCUUGUGCUGGAGACAUCUCUGGGGCAUGCAGAAACUCCAUGACACAUUCCAUACCAUACCCCCACAAGCCUCUCUGUUUUUCCUGCAGCCCAGUGACAGGCUGUGCAGUCCAACUGGGUCUAUGUAGAGCCUUCUCUACUGUGUCCCAUUAAGCAUAGGCAACAUUUUAAGUUGCUUGCUGUGCGGACUAGACUGAUGCUCUUAGAUGUGGAGUGAGCUACCUCAAGAAUUCCUGCUCAUGGUAGAGGCUGCAAGAUGCAGAACCAGGACAGCGUCCUGCCCUAUAGAAUGGUCCUGUUAUUUUGAAUUACAGGGUGACUGAAUCACAGCUGUGUACAGAGGCCAUGAUUCACCCAGGUAGAUGGAAACUGCUCAACCCAAGGCCACGUUAACGUGCUCUAGAAAAGUCACCACACCUGUACAAACCUCAGUGUGGAACCAGAACGGCAAAAGCCCCUCUAUCACCUUUGAGUACACGCUGCUGCAGUCGCCACACAUGCACCACCUGCCGCCGGUCUAUUACAGCUUCUCGGAGGCAGCCUCUGAGAGCACCGAGAGCACCGAGCGCCAGGAGCUGGACAGUGCCAGGCUGCUGGGCUUCCUGCAGCACAAUGGCUCACUCUACGGCCAGCCCUCCUCAGAGAGGCUGGGCCUGAACAGCCAGCUGUUUCCGCCUACAGCCCCUGAGGUGGAGCUGGGCCCAAGCAGAGGCCAGGAGACCAACGAGGUGUGCAAGCAAGCCAGCGGUGGGGUCUGUGAGGGACCUCCCAGGGGCAAGGGCUUCCAAGACCACAAUGCCACUGGGAGAGCUCUCUUGGGGGACAAGGAUGACCGGGAGAUCAGUGCCCAUUUCACCUCCCAUGAGCUUCUCUCAGCCAACACCAUCUCCGAUCAGCUCUUGGGCACAGGCUCUGACUCGGAAGAGUUCUCACUCAACGAGACCAUGAACAGCAUCUUUGCCCAGGGUGCCCCCAGAAGCUCUCCAGCUGAGAGCCUCUAUGUGGAUUAUGAAGAGAAUGAGGGGCCUGCUGCCUACUUGAUCAAUGGGUCUUACCUGGAACUGAACAGUGACAGGAUCAAUACCUCCUCCGAGGCCCCAUUCCCCAACACCAGCGCCAGCCUCCCCAGCUUGGCUGGGAACAGGACUCACAAGGCAAGGACCAGACCCAAGGCACGCAAGCAAGGUGUGAGUCCAGCCGACAUGUAUCGGUGGAAGCUUUCAUCCCAGGAGCCCUGCAGUGCCACAUGCACCACAGGAGUCAUGUCUGCCUAUGCCAUGUGCGUUCGCUACGAUGGCGUUGAAGUGGAUGACAGCUACUGCGAUGCCCUGACCCGUCCUGAGCCCGUCCAUGAAUUCUGCGCUGGGAGGGAGUGCCAGCCCAGGUGGGAGACCAGCAGCUGGAGUGAGUGCUCACGCACCUGCGGUGAGGGCCAUCAGUUCCGCAUCGUGCGCUGCUGGAAGAUGCUGUCUCCUGGCUUUGACAGCUCCGUGUACAGUGACCUCUGUGAAGCCACAGAGGCUGUGCGGCCGGAGGAACGCAAGACAUGCCGCAACCCAGCCUGUGGGCCACAGUGGGAGAUGUCUGAGUGGUCGGAGUGCACAGCCAAGUGUGGGGAGCGCAGUGUAGUGACCAGAGACAUCCGGUGUUCCGAGGACGAGAGACUGUGUGACCCCAACACCAGGCCUGUGGGAGAGAAGAACUGCACGGGACCUCCCUGUGAUCGCCAGUGGACUGUCUCAGACUGGGGACCGUGCAGUGGGAGCUGUGGACAGGGCCGCACAAUCAGGCACGUGUACUGUAAGACCAGCGACGGACGGGUAGUCCCCGAGUCCCAGUGCCAGACAGAGACAAAGCCUCUGGCCAUCCACCCCUGUGGGGACAAGAACUGCCCAGCACACUGGCUGGCUCAGGACUGGGAAAGGUGCAACACUACCUGUGGGCGUGGCGUGAAGAAGCGGUUAGUUCUUUGCAUGGAGCUGGCCAAUGGGAAGCCUCAGAUGCGAAGUGGUUCUGAAUGUGGGCUAGCCAGGAAGCCCCCUGAGGAAAGUACGUGCUUCGAGAGACCUUGCUUCAAGUGGUACACCAGCCCCUGGUCAGAGUGCACCAAGACAUGUGGGGUAGGUGUGAGGAUGCGAGAUGUGAAGUGUUACCAGGGAACCGACAUUGUCCGUGGAUGUGACCCACUGGUGAAGCCUGUCGGAAGACAGGCUUGUGACUUACAGCCAUGUCCCACAGAGCCCCCAGAUGACAGCUGCCAAGACCAGCCCGGCACCAACUGUGCACUGGCCAUCAAAGUGAACCUCUGUGGCCAUUGGUACUACAGCAAAGCCUGCUGCCGCUCCUGCAGGCCUCCCCAUUCCUAGCUGCUGCUGUAGCCCCCAAGACAUAAGCAUGCCAUCUGGGGCUUUCCUUGGACACCCGCCCUGCAGGGGAUUCUGGACUGUGAAGACGUGACUUGGAGCACAACUGACAGGAAGGGACUUUGACAUUGUGGCCUUGUCUCUGCCCUGGGUGAGAGCCUCCAGGGCCCGCAGGCCCCUUCUCAGAUGGAGCCACCCUGCUGCGGGAAACUGUACAUGCACUCCCAGGAUCCUGUGUCUGUGCCCAUCCCAGAGAGCUCAGAGGACGGAAACCAGAGUAGGCAGUACCUGCCCAUUCCCCAGACCCAACUCUGAUGUGACAGAACCCUCUCAAGGUGACUUGCCGGUGACGCAGGAAGGAGAGAGUCUCUUUUCUUUGGCUGUCUUGUAAGGAGGGCUCCUGGGUCAGCUGAGGAGCCCGGGCUGCCCUGUCUCUGGAAGGUACUGAAGUACCCCUUCCUAUGGCAUUAGUGCCACUGUUCCCCUCCCAGAGUUCUUGUGCUAGCUGGGAGGGACAGCCGUGUUCCUGGGUGUCCCUACCAGCCUCCUCACUACUUACUGUGCAUGUUAAUAAAGUGCCUGUAUUUAUGGCAGCA